Molecule: messenger RNA, 2247 nt
Organism: Didymodactylos carnosus
Lineage: Eukaryota; Metazoa; Rotifera; Eurotatoria; Philodinida; Philodinidae
Source: the annotation of a GenBank genome assembly
AUGAAGUUAUCAAUUCUAAGUUUGCUGGUAGUAUUGUUAAUUUCCUCAUUGAAUGCCGUCCAUAAGUAUCGUCAUGAUCACAAGUUACCUGUCAGCCAAUGGUUGACAUAUGAUAAUUUAAAAGGAGAACCAUAUACAGUCUCAUAUGAUCAUCGUGCCGUCACGAUCAAUGGUAUUCGUACUAUGUUGAUUGCUGGUUGUAUUCAUUAUCCUCGUUCGACACCAGGCAUGUGGGAUUAUUUGUUCAAAAUGGCUAAAACUCAAGGUUUAAAUACCAUUCAAACCUAUGUAUUUUGGAAUAUCCACGAGUAUAAUCGAGGACAAUAUGAUUUUACUGGUAGAGCAAAUCUUUCACAAUUUCUUCAAACAGCUGCUGAUAAUGGACUCUUUGUGAAUUUGAGGAUUGGGCCGUAUGUUUGCGCCGAAUGGAAUAAUGGUGGUUUACCGGCUUGGCUAAACAAAAUACCCGAAAUCUCAUUUCGAUCGUACAAUGAACCAUGGUUAGCUGAAAUGAAACGGUUUAUCGGUGAUAUUUUGAACUACGUUAAGCCGUACUUGGCAUCGAACGGUGGUCCCAUUAUCUUGGCUCAGAUCGAGAAUGAAUAUAACGAUGACGAUAUGAAUUAUGUCGACUGGUGCGGUAAAGUAGUUGAAGAAUUUAAUAUUGGUAUUCCGUGGAUUAUGUGUAACGGUUAUUCGACGAAUAAUACCAUUGAAACAUGUAACAGUUGCAAUUGCGUUGACGAUGGUUGGACAGCGAAUCAUCUGACACAAUUUCCUCAACAACCAUUCAUGUUUACAGAGAAUGAGGGUUGGUUUCAGCAAUGGGGACAAGCUGUAGCUAUACGAACAACAGAAGAUUUAGCCUAUUCGGUAGCAGAAUGGUUUGCAGGUGGUGGAGCUUAUCAUAGUUAUUAUAUGUGGCAUGGUGGAAACAAUUAUGGCAGAACAGCUGCAUCAGGAAUUACAACUAUGUACGCGGACGACACACCAUUACAUGCCGACGGUACGCCGAAUGAGCCAAAAUAUUCUCAUUUAGCUAAAUUACAACUACUUAUUGCUCAAUAUUCAUCAAUAUUAUUAGCUCAAGAUGUACCAGCAAGAACGGCGCUGCCCUAUUGGGAUGGAUCAAAGUGGAUCGUGGGUACUCAACAAUUUGCUUAUAUCUAUGGCGAGGGAGAAGCUCAGAUUAGUUUUAUUAUGAAUCAGGCCGAUAAACUAUUGCAAGUUCGUUAUGAGAACAAUAAUAUUACAAUAUCACCUCACUCCGUUCAGAUAGUCGAUCAAGGUGUUAAUUUAUUAUGGGAAAGUUCAAAUGUGAGUGGAAUCUCUAAUGGAAAUAGUAUUAUUGUACCUGUAAUUCAAGGACCAUUGGAGUGGCAAACUUGGCAAGAACCCAUAGGAAAAAAGACAGCUUCAAUUCCCGUGAUUAGUGCCUCUGUCCCAUAUGAACAACUGAAUGUGACUAAUGAUGAUACUAUUUAUUUAUGGUAUCGUCGUAAUGUCACCAUAUCAGUGCCCAAUCAAUAUGUUCUCGUCACUGUUCAAACACGUAAAUCGAAUGCUUUAUUGUUCUUCCUCAAUGGGCAAUAUUUAGGUGAAUUUGAUAAUCAUCAGCAUGUACAAGGAAAUGUUAAUGCACGUGUCUCGUUAGAUAUGUCCAGCUUUAAUCCAGGUGAACAUCUGUUGGAAAUAUUAUCUAUCUCACUCGGAUUAGACAACGGAGUCUCAGCAAACAGUUUUGAAUACAAAGGCAUUGUUGGUGAUGUAACCAUUUCUGGUGUAUCGAUAAAACAUGCCGAAUGGCAACAUCAAAAAGGACUAGUAGGAGAAUAUCUGCAGGUAUAUACUGCUCAAGGAACAUCAAAAGUUCAAUGGAAUCAUGAAUGGGUGGAGAGUAUCCAAAAACCAGUGACGUGGUUUCAAACUAAAUUUGAUUUGUCAGUUCCCAUCCAAGACUUAAAUGCCAGUCCUCUUCUAAUGGAUGCUAAUGGACUGGGUCGUGGACACGCCUAUAUCAAUGGGAAUGAUUUGGGUCUCUACUGGUUGAUCGCCGGUGAAUGUUCAGAUGAACCACCGUGUUGUUGUCAACAAGCACAGAAAAAUUGCAUGUUACCUACACAGCGUUUUUAUCAUAUACCGCCAGAUUGGCUACAAGCCAAAAAUAAUUUAUUAACGAUUUUUGAAGAUUUAGGAGCUCAGUCUCCAGGCUCUGUCAGUAUUGUAAGACGAAUUAUUACGUUAUAG